This is a messenger RNA of Thamnophis sirtalis, 1026 nucleotides long. NCBI's taxonomy places the organism in Eukaryota, Metazoa, Chordata, Lepidosauria, Squamata, Natricidae. The record is from RefSeq and is a predicted model, not a curated record.
AAGGAAUUGUGUUUCUUUACUUUUUAACGUUGACUUUUUUUUCUCUUCAACGUCUUCCGUUCAUCUCCAGAAAACACAAAGCAUCUCUUGGCCCACGAAACCAACCACAAUUCUCGGGAAGAAAAGCAACAAGGAGAACUCAAGAAGAGGGGGAAGCCUGCCCAACGGAAGGGAGCUGCCCCUGAGGAGGGGGAAGAGCUCGUUGGCGAAAAGAAAGAUGAAGAGGAGGAGGAGGAAGAAGAAGAAGAAGAGAAGGAGAUGAUUAAGAAGGAAGAGAAAUCUAACAACCCAAAGGAGGAAGCCGAGGUCUCCCGAGAGGAAGAUCUUCCAGAUGCUUUGAAGGGACGGGAUGAAGAGGAGGAAGAGGAGGAGGAGGAGGAAGAGGAGGGAGAAAUAAAGAAGAAGGCUUCCUCGGAGACGUGGCACUCCAAAGAGUAUUUCGGCCACGUCAAAGAAAGAGGUUCCAGGCCGCCCAAAAUCAGAAAGGGAAUGCGUGAGGGAGACGAAGAGAGGCAGGAGAUGGGCAAGAAACGCCCGAGGAUGGAUGAGGAAGACGGGGAGGACACCUCAGAAGAAGAGGAGAAGAAGAAAUACCAUCCUGGAGGAGACAACGAUGAGGAGAAGUGGGAAGGAGAAGAAGGGAGGAUGGCCAAGAGGGUGGCGGAGAAGGCCAGCGACGAGGAGACGGCUCAGUUUGAAGAGGAGGAGCAAGAGAAGGGUCUUAAAAGCUCCAAGGCCAAGGCCCACCUCCACAAAGGGUGGAGGCCAUGGCAGGAAGGAGCGGAGGAGAAGACCCACCACAAGGUGAGACACGCCCACCACCAUCCAUCCCUUGACUUGGACCUCAAGAAGAGGUAUGAGAAGGAUCGGGUGGAUCUGAGGGGCAGACACCACACCACCCCUGAGGAGGAGGAAGAGGAGGAGGAGGAGGAAGAAAAGUUCGCCAGGCAGAGGAAGCCAGGGGUUGCCGGCGCCAGCAGCAAUGAGAAAGAAGACAAAAUCACACACCGUAUCCGUAAAGUUUAA